Nerophis lumbriciformis (worm pipefish) is the source of this 3695-nucleotide messenger RNA. It is a transcript of the gene znf281b, whose product is annotated as zinc finger protein 281b. The record is from RefSeq and is a predicted model, not a curated record. Gene Ontology annotation, biological process: regulation of transcription by RNA polymerase II. Lineage: Eukaryota; Metazoa; Chordata; Actinopteri; Syngnathiformes; Syngnathidae. Gene Ontology annotation, molecular function: RNA polymerase II cis-regulatory region sequence-specific DNA binding; DNA-binding transcription factor activity, RNA polymerase II-specific.
AAAAACAGGGUGGUUGGUGGAAUGGGUUAUUGCACCGAAGAGAAGGCAGCAUUCACACCACCAUUUGCAAACAGCUAAAAUUAUACACAAAGCAAACUAUAAUCUGCUACCCAAGAAUACACAACAAUUCUUCUUAACAAAAGAGGAGAAAUAUAAUCUUAGAGAAAAAUGUCAUUUAAAACAUUUGCACGCACGUACAACACUUAAGACAUUCAGUAUAUCAGUAUGCGGAAUUAAAUUAUGGAAAGGAUUAAGCAAAGCAAUCAACAAUGUACUACUAUGAUCCACUUCAAGAAACUCUUCAAACUUAAAGUGUUUAAAAAGUACAAAGAAGAAGAACCAUGAUAAACAUUUUUAAUGUAUCUCAUCCAUCCAUCCAUUCAUUUUCAAGAUAAUCUUGCUCCUCACCAUAUGAAAUAUAACUUACUUCACCAAUUAUUAUUUAUUUAUUUAUUUAUUUUUAUUGUUAUUAUUUAUGAAGUAUAUUGUGAAUAAAUUGAGAACAGGAAGUGAACAAAAGUUUUAGCAACUGCUAAGUAAAGGAAAAGGGGUGGGAUUAGAUAAGUUCUGUUUCUCCCUACACUUUUUCGAACAUGUUCCAAAGAGAAACUGGAAAUUGUGAUGUAUCAUGUUUUAUGCAUGCAUGUUCGAAAUAAACUCAAACUCAACUCAACUCAACCACUAGCUUGGAAUAUAUGACGAGAUAAUAGUUCAGCAAAAAAUAUGUAUAUAUUAUAAUGAAUACAUGUGCAGAAAUAUAAAAAUCGUGCAACUCUGGUCAGUGAACCAGAUAGUAAAAGGAUAAGAAGAACGUUUACAGCAAUUGGCACUGUGAUCCAACACUUCAUAAUUUGUUCUUUUCAUUUAGAUCAAUGAUGGCGACGAAAACCGAUGUCAAACAUGGCCCGCCACUGCUGAGACUUUUUUUUGAGUACGAUCUGUCACUUGGUGUUCUCCUGCAUUCCUCUCUAGAUUGAUUGGCGUGGCUCACCCCUGCACAACACCAUGAGUAUUAUCCAAGACAAAAUAGGCAAUGAGUUUUUGCGCAACGGUGGCAUGGACCCCAACUUUGCACCGGGCAUGCUCAUGUUCAGCCACCUGCCACCCGUCACCAGCUUCACGCGACUGACGUCGCAGACGGUCAUGGGUGACCUCCCGCAGGAGAUGAUCCUCAAGAAGGAGCGUGACUCGCCGCCGGACCAUCACCACCACCACCACCAUCACAACAACAACCAGGGCGCCGCCACCGCUAACACGGGGGGCUUCCUCCACAGCAUGGGCAUCAAACAGGAGCGGCUAAGCGAGCUGGAUUAUCGCAUGCCUCUCUACGGUGGAGGAGGAGCAGGAGGCGGCGUGGGGAUGAAUUGCGGCGUAGCGGGCGCCGGGAAAAGCGGGAGCGACAUGCCGGACAUGUCUUACGGCAACCACCACCAAAAUCCCCAUAACAUGCUGCUGCAUGAUCUCAGCCACAGCAAUGUGCGCUCCCUUGGAGAACCGAUGUCAGGACGAUCGGGUAAAGAGCCAAAAGAGCCCUCAGGUAAAAGAGGCAGGAGGACCAAUGGGGAUGGACAGGGAGGCAAAGCCCGACGGAAACGCAACGACUCUGCAAAGGCUAUGAUGUUGGAUGCAGACGGAGCCUGCCUGUCCCCCAACUCCAAGCCACAUAUCUGCGAGCACUGUAACGCUGCCUUCCGCAGCUCCUAUCAUUUGCGCAGACAUGUGCUCAUACACACAGAUCGCACAGGUGAGAGGCCUUUUCGGUGCAGUCAGUGUAACAUGAGCUUCAUUCAGAAGUACCUCCUCCAGCGGCACGAAAAAAUCCACAGUGGGGAGAAGCCUUUUAGCUGUGACCAGUGCAACAUGCGUUUUAUCCAGAAGUACCACAUGGAGCGACACAAGCGGACGCACAGCGGCGAGAAGCCGUAUCGCUGCGAUACAUGCCAACAAUUUUUUUCAAGAACUGACCGGUUACUGAAGCACAAGCGGACAUGCGGAGAAGCCAUAAAGAAGGGCCUGGACCCAAACAUGCUGGAGUUCAGCGACGAGCUCGGCCAGGGCAGCUAUUCACUCACUCAGGGAAACGCCACCACCUCUGGACGUAAGCGAGCCAAGUCCAAAAACGGGGAAGGCGGCGAGCGCAAGCGGAAGAAGAACGUGGUGGCGUCAUUGGCGUCCUCAGAGGCGAUGGCGCGUGACCUAGGCCUGCAGGACUUUGGCAUGGAGCAACCCUCAGGCUCAGGCCCCGCCAUGCAGGGGCGCACUCCCAAACUCGUGUUCAAGAAAACAGGCCGCAAGAGCCUGGAUAAGAGCCUCCUUUCUCUGGAAGACAGUACUGAUGGACAAAAACUGUUAGGCCAAAAAGCUGUGUCUCUGGAUCACGUGGAAGCUUCUGGGCUGGAUAACAUGGGUCUCCUCCAGGGGGGGGCCAAGCAGGGGCCCACCACCAACAGCAACUAUGACGAUGCCAUGCAGUUUGUAAAAAAACGGCGAUAUCUCCACGCUGUCAACAACGACUACGGCGCGGGCUCUCUCCACAUGGCGUCGCAGGGGAGCAGCGUCAUCCAGGCUUCUUUGGGGCCCGAACCCACGCUGGCCAUGCUGGACACUUCGCCGCUGGAACUCAAGCACGACAAGUCGGGCAUCCCGGAUGAGGUGCUGCAAAGCCUGCUGGACCACUACAGCCAUAAACCGGAAGGAGCGCACCAUCACGAUGUGGCGUUCGACCUGUCAGAUCACCCGCACCACGUUGACCUCCAGCCGGCGGCCCCCGUCACCCCCGAGCUGGAGGACGAAGCUGCCAACGGCGGCGAUAAAACCGCAGUGAUGAGCGAGUACUCCAAAUUCCUCCUGCAGGCGCUGGAGCGCACCAGCCACAGCGGACCCUUCCCCAGCCUCGGCCCCACGGGUCCUUUCCCGCUCCUGUCCAGCAGCUCCAGUCCCACCGGGCCGCUCUUCUCCGACAAGCACGUCUACAGCACAUCGCCGCUGGAUUGCGGUUACCCCCCCACCGUAUCUUCCCCGCUGCCCAUCGCCGCCACCUCUUCGACGUCCUCUUCGUCCUCCUCCAAGUCCCACUACGGCAUGCUGGUGGGCUCCCCCUCCCAAACGGGCUUCCACCUCAGUCUGGAGCCCAGCAGCCACCAGCAGUUGACUCCAUCUCAGGAGCUGACGGAGCAGCUGGAGAAGCAGCACUCCCCUGGAGCCUUCAGCCUACCCCAGGACCUGACCGCCCAGGCGGACGGCUCCAAGGGGCAACCAGCCAAAGCCGGGGGGAGCGCCGCGCCAGCCAACGGCUCCAGCUACUCGGAGCUGUCCCCCUUGAACCCCCCUAAAGAAACCACGUACCAGAUUGAGAAUUUCGCCCAGGCCUUUGGCUCCCAGUUCAAGUCAGGGCGCCGCACGCCUCUCAGCUACGGCAGCGACCCCCCCAGCGCAGAGGUGGACCACAGAAUACGGACUCCAGUGUCAGAAUUCUCAGGGUAUAGCAGUUUGCUAGCUGACGUCAGCGAGCCAGCGAGUACAGGAUCAAAAACCCCGACAAGCCAAAGUUUCAGAUAAGGGUCAAACGAGGUGAACCCAGUUGGGGUCAGGGGGUGCUCUUCUUGUCCACCUGCACCCCCAUUUUGUUCUUGAAGCAAAAUAUUCUUGAUUUUUUUUUUUUUUUUUUAAACACUGCCAUUAAAUGUUGAUGCAAA